AUUUAUUAAGCCUUGUGCCAGGUAGUGUGCUAAGCACUAGGGAUACCUGCCCUCGAGGAGCUCAUGAUCUAAUGGGGAAGACAACAUGAGAACACAUGUAUACAGAGCAUGCUAUGUACAGGAUAAAUAGGAAAUAAUGAAGAGAGGGGAGGCCCUGGAGACAUCCCUUGUCACAACAGGAAUAGCAUUUAGUUUGUGAGGAUUGGUUCUUGAUAGAAGCAGAAACCCCAGAUUUCUGUUCACUAUGGUUUUGGGGACUCUCCCCAAUUCCUGUGGGCCACUCUUAGGUAAAAGGAGCAGGAAAAGUCCAGUCACAACUGGAUGGCCGAGAAUUUCUUAACGACUUUGGGUGUUAAAGGGCAGGAGGCUCCCUAAGAGACCAGUCCAACUGGUCCAGUUUUGCCUUUGGGUGAACACAUACUGGCAGGCCAAGGGACUUGCUCAGAAAUGAGCAGAUUAGUCCAAUUUCUGGUGAAGCUGUAAAAUGUAAAUCCCUAAUUUUGAUCCGUUUUAUCAACAAACCAGAAGAGGAGAGCUGAGCCAGGUGCAAUAAUAGCAAAUGGGCCAAUCAAUUUAGGGAUCCAGAAGGGCGCUGGCUGGAGCUGAGGAGUGGGAGCACUCCAGGCCUUGGGCAAAGGCUUGGAGGUCGGAGUUGAGGCAUUGGAACGUGCAGUUAGGAACAACUAGGGUUGGCUGCAGUGUGCAGUGUGGCCUUCCCCAGCCCCUUUUAAUCCUAGCGCUUCCUCUUUGUAAUUAUUUUCUAUUUUUUAUACCGCAUAUAGCUGGCUUUGUACAUAUUUGUUUGCACAGUCUCCCCCAUCAGAGGGCAGGGACUGUCUGUUGUCUUCUGCACAUAGUAGGCUCCUAAUAAAUGUUCUUGACGAUUCAUGGAACGAAGAGCAGGUUGGAGGCACGUGGUGUUGCAGGGGCAUUAGGGACAACGUAGGGCCGUUUGGAGCGGGGCGACAGCCAGACCUAGGGACUCAGGGGCAUUUUGGGGGGCAUUCCUGGGAUUUCCUCGGCCAGCCCUCGGAGAAUGACCCGGAUGAAGGGGGCAGGGGUGAGGCUGCUGCCUCGUUUUAUAGGGGAGGAGGCGCGCAGCCAGAGACGGGGCUCGAACCCACUACCCAGGGCAGCCUUCUCUAACUCUCAGAAAAGGAGGGGGCCAGGGCCUCCGUAACCAAGGUAACCGUCUGAGACAGGCACCCGGCCUCAGCCCCUACCUCCGCCUUCCCAGUGUCCUCCUAGGGCUCGGCGCGGGGAGCGGCUGCCGACUGCGCACGUGCGGACCUGGAGGUCCCCCUCCUCCUCCCCCGCCCUCCGGACGCCGGCGCUUGGGCCUCGCCAGCCUCCGUACAGGCCCGUCGCGGGCUCCACGUUGGCUGCGCAGGCGCACUUGGCGCGUCGCUCUCCUACCGGGCCUCCGUCGUCGCCGUAGCUGCCGCCGCCGCCGCUGCCGCGGCUGGAUGGAUGGGGGCGCGGAGGGCGGGCCGAGGCGAGGCGGGGAGGGUGGGGAGCGGAGCCGGAGCCGGUGCCGGAGCCGGGAGCAGCAGCAGCAGCAGCAGCGGCCGCGGAGGACGCGGCCCGAGGCUGAGGGAAGCAGAGCGGCCGCCGCGUCCGUGAGGCCUCCGCGGGGCCCGGCCGGAGGCCCGAGGCCCGAGGCCCCCGCACCAUGUUCAAGAAGCUGAAGCAGAAGAUCAGCGAGGAGCAGCAGCAGGCGGCGGCCCAGGUCCCUUCCAUUUCACCUGCCCCAGCAGGGACCAGGAGCCGGACAUCUUCUCUUACAGAACAGCAUGAUGAUGGUACGCCCAACAGAGAGCUUCUUGCUGGGAUUUUAGCAGAGCCUGCUUUUCUCUCUGAGUAUACUAUCUUUGCUUUGGAUUCCUCCAAACAACCCAAACCACAGAUUGCCUGUGUGACUGCAUCUAGCUACAUGCCUGAGAAACCAGCUGACUGCAUUAAUGGAAAUGAACCAGCUCCUCAGAACUUAGCCCUCUGGGAAGCAGCUGUUCUUGAACAACCCAGAUCUCUGCUAGUCUCUACAUCGAGUGAGACGCAGUCUUUUGCACAGAAGCUCCAGCUCCGGGUUCCAUCAGUGGAGUCUUUAUUUCGAAGUCCAGUCAAGGACUCCUUGUUCCGUUCCCCUUCAAAAGAAUCUCUGGUGCGGAGUUCCUCAAGAGAGUCCCUGAAUCGCCUCGACCUUGACGCGCCCACUGUGUUGGAUCCCCCGUCUGACAUUGAAAGUGAGGCGGAGGAGGCCAUGGGAAAUGCGGAUAGUUUCAGUAAAGAGCAGCUCUGCCAGAGGGUCCGGAGGAUGGAACGAAGCUUAAACAGCUACCGAGGCAAAUAUUCAGAGCUUGUUACUGCCUAUCAAACUGUCCAGAGAGAAAAGAAGAAGUUACAGGGUCUUUUGAGCCAGAGUCAAGAUAAAGCCCUCAGGAGAAUUGGGGAAUUACGAGAGGAGCUUCAGAUGGAUCAACAGGCUAAGAAACAUCUCCAGGAAGAGUUUGAUGCAUCCCUAGAGGAGAAGGACCAGUACAUCAGUGUUCUGCAGACUCAGGUUUCACUACUGAAGCAUCGCCUGCAAAGUGGCCAGAUGACUGUGGAGUUACCAAAACCUGAAAGCCUCCCCAAAGAAACUAAUGAAGAGAAUGCACGGAAUGAUCUGGAUCACGGAGUGUCAGCAGAGGGAGAAGGAGAUGGAGAUGCUGCCAAAACUUUAGAAACUCUUCAGCAAAGAGUGAAGCGACAAGAGAAUCUCCUUCAGCGCUGCAAAGACAUGAUUAAGUCACACAAGGAGCGAGCUACCCUUGUAACCAACGAGAAGGAAGCCCUUCAGGAGCAGCUCGAGGAAAGGCUUCAGGAGCUGGAGAAGAUGAAGGAGCUUCACAUGGCUGAGAAAACGAAAUUGAUUACUCAGCUGCGGGAUGCCAAGAAUUUGAUUGAACAGCUUGAACAGGAUAAGGGAAUGGUAAUAGCAGAGACCAAACGUCAAAUGCACGAGACCCUGGAAAUGAAAGAAGAAGAGAUCGCUCAGCUUCGUAGUCGACUCAAGCAGAUGACCACCCAGGGCGAGGAGCUGCGGGAACAGAAAGAGAAAUGUGAGAAAGCUGCUUUUGAGGAACUUGAAAAAGCUUUGAGCACAGCACAAAAAACUGAAGAAGCCAGGAAAAAAAUGAAAGCAGAAAUGGACGAACAGAUAAAAGCAAUUGAAAAAACAAGUGAGGAAGAACGCAUAAAUCUGCAGCAGGAGCUAAGCCGGGUAAAACAGGAAGUUGUAGACAUUAUGAAGAAAACGUCCGAAGAGAGAAUUGCUCAGCUACAGAAGAUGUAUGCUGGGGAGCUCGCUAACAAGGAGAAGGAGCUCAAUGAGAAAUUUCAGGCUCGGGAAGAAGAAUUCCAGAGGCAAUUGAAAGCAGCUCUUGAAAAUAAUCAAACAGAGUAUUUGAAGACUGCGCGAGAAAAAGAGCAACAAGAAUCCUUAGCUCUUGAAGAAUUAGAAUUGCAGAAAAAAGCUUUACUGUUAGAAAGUGAAAAUAAGCUUCGAGACCUACAGCAAGAAGCAGAGACCUAUAGAACUAGAGUCCUGGAGCUGGAAAGCUCCCUGGUCAAGUGCUCUCAAGAUAGCAAGAAUCAGGUAGAAGAGAUGUCCUUCCAGAUGGAAUCUGAGAGAAACAAGCACAAUACAGAGAUCACAGUCAUGGUCGAAAGCCAUAAAGCAGAGUUAGAAAGUUUGCAGAAGCAGCAGGAGCAGCUUUGGACAGAGAGACUUCAAGUCCUAAAGCAGCAUCACCAGACUGAAGUCGAGAAGCUCAGGGAGAAAUAUAAGCAAGAACAAGAGGCGUUGUUGAAAGAGAAGGAGACCGUGUUCCGUGGGCACAUAGAAGAGAUGAAUGAGAAGACACUAGAAAAGCUUGAUGUGAAGCAAACAGAGUUAGAAGCAUUAUCUUCAGAGUUGUCCGAAACAUUGAAAAUUCGACAGAAUCUGGAAAAAGAGCUCUCUGUCUUGAAGAGGGAGAAAGAUCAAGUAAAGCGAGAGCUUGAGGCGAAGCUGGAGGAGCAGAGAAUUCAGCACCAGCAGCAAGUCGACGUGAUGCUUGAAGAGCAGAAGCGAUCUGCCCAGGACGUCGAGAAGGCAGUGAAAGAGGAACUCAGUCACGUUGGGCUUCUGCUGAAGGAGAAGGAGCGCCGUUUGGAAGAGCAGCAAGCACAGCAGCAGAAAUUGGAGGAAUCUAUUCAAAGAGCCAAAACUGAGCUUAAACAGGCAUCAGAUAAGAUAGAUGUUUUUCAGUCCCACCAGAAUAACUCAAAUGAGCAAGUUAAAGCCUAUGAAAGGCAGCUGACUGAACUGCAGCAGAAAUGGGCUGAUGUGGAAGCUGAGAAAGAUUGCCUUGAAAAACAGGCAGCAGAGGCUGAUGUGCAAAAGAAUCAUCUCAAUGCAGAACUGGAUUCUUACAAAACCCAGGUGCGAGGCUUAAUGCUGCAGCUGGAGAAACACAGGAAUGAAAUGGAUCAGAAGCUACGUUCUCUGACCGAUCAAUAUGAGUCUCAACUGAAAGAUCUUAGUACAGGACAGGAACAGACCAAGCAAAGCUUGAUUGAAAGGGAAAAUGAAAUUUUGCACAUGAAAGAACUACAGAACCAGGAAAUAGAGAAUUUCAGGCAAAGACUGUUAGCCAAGGAAGAGAGCAUUAAGGCUUUGGAAAAAGACUAUGAAAACAAAUUAAAGAAUCAAGAAAUCAAGAUGGAAAAAGUCAAACAGAAAGCAAAGGAAGUGCAAGAAACCUUCAAGAAGAAACUGUCAGAUCAGGAAGCGAAGCUGAAAAAAGAGCUUGAAAACACACACUUAGAGUUCAGCCAGAAAGAAAAACAGUUGAAUACAAAACUGCUGGAGAUGGCCCAGGCUAGUUCUGCAGGAAUGAAUGAUGCGAUUUCAGAACUGAAGAAGAGCCAGCAGGAGCAAGUGCAGAGUCUCACAGCAGCCCAUCAGCAAGAACUCAGUGACAUGGUGGUCAGCUGGGAGAAGAAGGUCAUCCGGCAAGCCGAGGAGCUGCAGGAGAAGCACGAGCGGGAGCUGCAGGAGAAGGAGCGAGAAGUGGCUGAGCUCAAGCAGGAGAUGGCGGCCGUCAGGGCUGACAGAGAGCUGGCCGGCAGAGAGGUGGCCUUGCUGCGGGAGGCGGGCACAAAGCAGGGCGCGUUGCUGGAGCAGUUAGAGAAGCAGCUGAAGCAGAAAGCGGAGCAGGUCACGACGCUCACGCAGGAUGGAACGGACAUGAGAGCUCGGCUGGAAACGUUGCAGGCUGAAAGAGCUGCUCUCCACCACCAGAUAAGUGAGUUGAAGACCCUGGAAGAAAAAGAUAAGCAGAAGUUUAUGGACGUGACUGAGAAGUUGAAAACUACUGAAGAGCAACUUCAGGCUUUGAAAUCUUCACGUGAAGGGUAUGAGAAGAAAGUAGAGGCCGACUACUUGCACUUUCAGAAACUGUCUGAACAGCUAGCAGCACAACUGCACACGUGCUGCCAGGAAGCCGAAGCCUUACUGCAGACCAAAGCCAGUGAACUGAUGGAGAGGAGUAACAGUAAAAUCGAGGCUGCUCUUUCUAGGGUUUCUUAUUGCCAGCUUCAGACAAGUAAAGUGAAAGAAGCAAUAUUAAUCCAGACUCAUAAAAUCCCUGAACUAGAAGCAAAGCUUAGACAGGCAACAGAACAACAACAUGUAUUAAGUAAUUCUUUACAACAUUCAGUUCAUCAGUUGGAAGAAAAAGAAAAUCAAAUUAAAAGCAUGAGAGCUGACAUUGAAGGCCUCGUCACAGAAAAGGAAGCACUGCAGAAAGAAGGAGGACAUCAGCAGGAGGCUGCCUCUGAAAAGGAAUCUUGUAUCACUCAACUAAAGAAGGAGUUAGCUGAGAACAUCAAUGCUGUCACCCUGAUGAAAGAGGAGCUGCAAGAAAAGAAAUCUGAAAUCAGCAGCCUUCACGAGCAUGUGCGGGACCUGACUGUUCAACUUCAGAACAGCGUGAGCCUGACAGAAAAAGAGGAGGCCCAACGGGAACUGCUUCUCCGAGUCCAAGAGCUGUCCUCGACAGUUGACACCUUGAGCAAGGAGAAAGCGUCAGCUCUCGAACAGGUAGAUCACUGGAUGAAUAAAUUCUCUGAGUGGAAGAAGAAAGCACAGUCGAAGUUUACACAGAAUCAGAAUGCUGUUAAAGACUUACAGAUGCAAUUGGAGCGAAAAACAAAGGAAUCUAGUGAAAAAGAUGAACAGAUACAUUCAUUAAGGGAGAAUCUUGAUCAGGAAAAAGAAAGUUUUAAAAGUUGGAAAAGUGAGCUCCAAGAGAGGGAGAGUAAGAAGGAGAAACAUGAGUGUGAUGUGCUAGCUGAGUUAAACGUCCAGUCGGCAAGAGUUGCAGAGCUAGAGGAAUGUGUUACCCAGAAAACAACAGAAAACACGUGCUUGGCAGAAGAACUUCAGCGACACCGUGAGAGCGAAGAGCAGCUGCGGCAUGCCCGUGAGCAGGCGGAAGAGCGGCUGUUGCGGCUCCAGAAGCAGAUGGAUUCCGUGCGGUCCGAGCUGGAGGCUCAGCAGACGGACAUGCAGCGCGCCGUCGCAUCCAGCGGCAGAAGCGGGGCGGACGAGUUAAAGGCACUGCGGGAACAACUGGAGGCAGAGAGUGCCACGAAGCUGGCGGAAUUGAAGAAGAAGGCGGAGCAAAAGAUCGCCACCAUCAAGAAGCAGCUGCUGUCCCAAAUGGAAGAAAAGGAAGAGCAGCACAAGAGGGAAGCAGACAGCCAAGUGACGGCGAUGACCCAGCAGCUGCAGGAGCGAGAGCGUGAGGUUCAGCAGCUUCGUGAGCAGCUCGGGUCCGUGGGCAGGCAGGCAUCAGAGCAAGAAGGAGAGGCCUCGGCCGCGGCAGCCUCCUCCACAGAGCCCAUGGGACAAGCCGGCAGUGAGGAAGGACCUAAGGCUGGGAUGCAGGAGUGUCUGACAGAGUGGGAACAGGUGGAGAAAAGGCAGCAGGAGGAGCCGGACUUGGAGACUGACAUCGUAGCGGUCCAGAAGAUCCUCCCGGAGAAGGGCCGAACGGGCCGGAUGUUAGAAGAGAGAAAGGAGAGGGAAGAAGCCAGAGCUGGAGCAGGGCUGCUGACGUCCAGCCCCGGACCCUUCGAGGCUUCCCAGCAGCAGCUGGGGGAGAAAGCGGAGCCUGUGGAAGUCGUAGGGUACAGCGGUAGAAGCAGCACGGAGGUCCAUGCAGCCCAGGCCCAAGCGCUCCCUGGCACGCAGAGCCAGCUGGAGGACCUGAGGUCUGAAUUAGAGGAGGCCGAGCGGGACAGACAGCGGCUGCGCAAGGAGGUGAAUCGCUUGCAGAGGGAUUUGCGGACUCUGAGGAAGGAGCAUCAGCAAGAGUUGGAAAUAACCAAGAAAGAAUGUGAAGAAGAAAUGGAAAAGAAAAUGAAGAUGGAACAGGAAGACAGUGAGCUGAGGCAUAACUCCAAGCUAAAACAGCUGAUGAGGGAGUUUAACACCCAGCUGGCUCAGAAGGAGCAAGAGCUGGAAGCCACAAUCAAAGAGACCAUCAGUAAGGCCCAAGAAGUGGAAGCAGAGCUCUUAGAAAGCCACCAAGCAGAAACGAAUCAUCUGCAUAAAAGAAUUGCAGAUAAAGAAGAAGAUUUAAAAAGAACAGCCAAAAGAUAUGAAGAAAUCCUUGAUGCACGAGAAGAAGAAAUGACUGCUAAAGUUGUUGAACUACAAACACAGCUGGAACAGCUACAAAAGGAAUACCAGCAUCGACUCCAUGAAGAAGAGGAGAAUCCGAGCAGUGAGAAAGUAACAAUAAUGGAUCUCCAGACCCAGCUGGCCCAGAAAACUACUCUUGUCAAUGAUUCCAAGCUGAAAGAGCAGGAGUUCAGAGAGCAGAUUCAUACAUUAGAAGACCGUUUAAAGAAGUAUGAGAAGAACAUGUAUGUUACAACAGUGGGGAUGCCUUACCAAGUCGUGGCUACGAUUGUCAUCUUGAAGAAAUUGGGAUGGAGAAUGUUCCUUGAUUGUGCUGCUCAAAAACCUGCCCACGUCUGUUUUUCUUUGAGAAAAGGCGUGACUGACGGACGACAAGCUGCUUUUCAGGUCCCUUGAGAGAGAGAGAGGCAGCGCAGAGACAGCUAGAUGACACUGGAUCACGAAGACAGCUAGAGCCACCUUGGGAGGGCAGCGGUGCUUUUGGAGGGGCUGACGUGCGCCUUGACUGAUGAACGGAUGGACCCGAGACGAGCCCGCCAGCGCUCUCUUCUCCCCCCCCUUUUAAGAUUUGAACUUGAUGGUUCGCCUCUUUGAUUUAUUUAUUUUAGGGUGAUUUUGGGAUUUUGGGGGGUUCUGUUUCAGUUUGAAUGACUUGUGCAAUACAUAUGGAGGUGGAAUUUGAUAGAUUUUUUUCCUGAUGAAUUAGAGGAAUCUGACUAUGUCAUCCAGAUUUGAUUUGAUUUUUUUUUUUUUGCUAAGGACUAGUUCUUUAAGCUUUUGCUUCUGAUGAAUCCAAAUGGCAGUACCUCAUUUAUUUACUUCGCUUUUGUACUUAUAGUUUCCAGGAAAAAAAUACUGUAAAUUGUAAAUAGUUAAUACAUUACUGCAUCAUAUGCUGAUCUGUGACUGUUGGCAAUGUCAAUCUAGGAUGAACAGAGGAAAAAAAUAAAGUUUUAUUUACUGUAUAAAA
Messenger RNA from Phascolarctos cinereus (koala), 8705 nucleotides. RefSeq names its product golgin A4 (gene GOLGA4). Gene Ontology annotation, biological process: Golgi vesicle transport. The record is from RefSeq and is a predicted model, not a curated record. Gene Ontology annotation, molecular function: small GTPase binding. Lineage: Eukaryota; Metazoa; Chordata; Mammalia; Diprotodontia; Phascolarctidae. Gene Ontology annotation, cellular component: Golgi apparatus.